Messenger RNA from Gigantopelta aegis, 1774 nucleotides. Its product is annotated as transcriptional adapter 1-like. Gene Ontology annotation, cellular component: SAGA complex. Gene Ontology annotation, biological process: regulation of transcription by RNA polymerase II. Lineage: Eukaryota; Metazoa; Mollusca; Gastropoda; Neomphalida; Peltospiridae. The transcript has 10 exons. Bases 49 to 1077 code for a protein of 342 amino acids. The record is from RefSeq and is a predicted model, not a curated record. Gene Ontology annotation, molecular function: transcription coactivator activity.
UUUGUAUUUUUGCUUCGUACAAUUCCGCUUAUUUCCGAUUGACAUCGAAUGAUAAAAAUGGCUGCCUCCAUAGACAUACAUUCAGCGAGGAAGAAUUUGUCUGAAGUUCUUGGAGAUUCUAUGAAAAUAUAUCUACACAACUUAAAGUCAUGGUUCAAGCAACAGAUUUCUAAAGAAGAGUUUGAUUUGGAGGCACGUAAAUUACUCACCAAUGAUGCGGUUCAUCUUCAUAAUGAAUUUCUUCUGGCUGUUAUUUCAAGAUGUCAGACAAAGGUUAUUCCAAUGUCAAAGGACCCUUCUCGGCCACUGAUGACUUCAAGUUAUGGUAAACUACAAAAGAAAGCGAAACUUAAAAGAAAAAUUCCUGGUGGCAGAUCAAAUCUUCAGCAACGUUUCGUUCCUGCAAAUCCAUUGGCUAAUAUUCCUAAAGUGCCCACACCAUUGGUUGAAGACAUGCAACACACUCUAGGAUUCACUUCCAGGGACAAUCUUCUUCCUGAUUCGCAGAUGAUACACGGUCGAAUCUUGGUGUGUGCUCUCGAGUCCGACUUACAUGACAUCGCAUCAGGCACAGUUAAGUUGGUUAUACAGGCCUGCGAGAUUCAGCUGAAGAACAUAAUGUCUUUGGUAUUGGCCAAGAAAGUUGGCUACAAGCUAAGAGAGAAGCAGUUCAGAUUUGCGAUGGGAUCAGAAGUAAAGAAUCCAUACCUUAGACAGGCAGCUAUGGUGGACGAUUCAUGUACUGAGAGUGAGGCGACGUGUGUAUCAUUAGGAGGUUCUCACGCCCCCAGUCUGAAGCCAUCUCUUGACAUCGGGGAAGGAACUGCAGCGCACCAAGUCUCGACAGUCACGGUGCCUCCACAGAGCAAUGGGCAGAUCACCUUGUUUGAUUUACUAGAAACACUUUUGUUGUACCGGUCCUCUAUUCCAUGUCAUGCUGUGUAUGCGCCAGCUGUAGAGAGAGCCAUACACAAACUGUGGCAUCCUAGUCAGGAAGAGUUGGAUCAGGACAGCAUUCACAAGCAGCAGCUGUUCCUGAAGCAAAGCCUCAACAAUCAGGACUCUUAUUUCACUUGAAUCGGGACUCAUUCUGUUGGUGGAUCAGGAAUAAAACAUUAAUCGAUUCAGGACACAUCCUUUACUUGAAUCAGGACUAAAAAUCCUUUAUUGAUUCAGGACACAUCCUUUACUUGAAUCAGGAUUUGUCCUGUACUCUAACAUCAGGCAGCUGAUGUUCGUUUCUUGAUGUGACGUAACAUUCACAACAUACAAAGACAGAAUAUGGUUAACAGCGGUUAAUGAGAUAUGGUCUGUUAAAGCACACAAACACAGGUCAGAUUGUGGCCUUGGAAGUUCCUGAAAUGAAUGACACAAGUGAUUUUGCGAAUAACAUGUGGCCAAGCCAGGAAGCAGGUCACAUGACUGGUCAUUUUGUAAUGGUUUGUUGCCAAUACUUUAUAAUCAUGGUGCAUCACAAAAAAACAGAGAUGCAAACACUCGACAAUGACAUUACCAAAUAUCAGAAAUAUAACAAACUGCUAUGUCUUAUUGCAUGUUUGAGCAUCAGAUUAGUUAGAUUAAACAAUUAAGUACAUUUUAAAAUUGGUGGAGUGAAACAUCUUAUUGUGCUUAGUCUGAGCCAUUAGUUUUUAAGUCGAUUAGUAAAUUAUGAAAACUGGUGAAGAAUAACAUUUUGUGAGAUAAUUUUGAAAACCCAAGCUGACUUUGUGCAUAAAGCUCUAUCUUGGGAGUAAAGUAUGAAACAAAAUGCAAA